GUUUAUAGGAGUGGAAAAAAUAAUGUCUGGGUUUUUCAGUCUAGGUGGUGGUAGUGGUGGUGGUGGAGGAGGAAAUAAAGAUCAGGAAGACCAAGAUCUUCUUGGAGGUGGCGGAGGCGGUGGGGGAGGCGGCGGUGGCGGCAAUAGUAGCCUCUAUCUUUUCAAGAACGAGGAGAUCUACAGCAAGGGUUUCGAGCUAUGGCAGCAGUACUACCAUAUGCAUCACCAGAGGGAGCCUCACCUCGUCGACUUCUCCGUCGGGGUGGGACACGCCGGCGAAAACCCUAGCUCUGCGGCUGUGACGGUGGCGGCCGCGGCGCCGGGUGGGAGCAGUAGCAGCAGCGGGAAUUUGGUCGGGGACGACCACCAGAACGUCGUGCAGUCCGGCGGUGCCGGCGGAGGGUACUCGUACAGGGUGGUGAGGCAGAACGGGGGGACCAGCAGCGGCGGGAGCGGCGGCGGCGGCGGCGGCGGAGGAGUGAACUGCCAGGACUGCGGGAACCAGGCGAAGAAAGACUGCGCCCACCUGAGGUGCAGAACUUGCUGCAAGAGCAGAGGGUUCGAGUGCCAGACCCACUUGAAGAGCACGUGGGUCCCUGCCGCCAAACGCCGCGAGAGGCAGCAGCUCCUCCAGACGCAACAGCUCAGCCUCCGCGGCGGCGGCGGCGGCGAGAGCUCCAAACGCCCCAGAGAGAGCCCCUCCUCCCUCGUCUGCACCCGUAUCCCCACCGCUUCCUCAGGGUUAGAAGUGGGGACUCACUUCCCGUCGGAAUUGAACUCUCCGGCGGUGUUCCGGUGCGUGAAAGUGAGCGCGAUGGACGACGAGGAGGACCAAUACGCCUAUCAGACGGCGGUGAGCAUCGGAGGGCACGUGUUUAAGGGCAUCCUCUAUGACCAAGGUCUAGAGACCCGGUACAACUCCAUUGGUGGCAGUGCCACUGGUGGUGGUGAGAGCUCAGAGAUCGGUGUGAUUAAUGAAGGUUCCACCAGCUGUCUCCAAGUCGUGGCAAUCUCAGGCCAUCGCCUCUCUUUCGACGCUACCCCCCCAGCUGCUCUCGAUCAUCUUCAUCCUGAUGAUUCUCUCCAGCAAUUUUUGAAGGAAAUACCAAAUGAGUCAUCUGUAUACAACAAGAGUGGAGUAAAUCAAGGCACUUAUGUUGAAGUCCGAGUAUAAGAGAUCUGCAGAGGAUACAGAUUUUCUAUAUUAGUGUGGCACUGCAGGACGGCUAAAUAUAUCAAAGAGGUGACUUCCUUGGAUUGAUUAUUGAUAGUAAUGCGCCAUUAAAGUCGACCGGGCAAUGAUAAUUCUUAUUAAUGCAUCGUAAUUAGCGGAGUGUGCCAUCACUUUGAGUGCUGCAUUAUGUUAACUUGGAAGGAGGUAACAUAAUGAAGGCAAUGCUUCUUUAGUGCUUUUUUUUCAAUGAUGGAGAAUAAAGACUGAGCACAUAA
Cuscuta campestris is the source of this 1449-nucleotide messenger RNA. The record is from the annotation of a GenBank genome assembly. Lineage: Eukaryota; Viridiplantae; Streptophyta; Magnoliopsida; Solanales; Convolvulaceae.